AUGGUCGCGACAUUGCCUCUCGACGAAGCUAGCUCGGAGACCCGAUCACGAGCAAUAAAACAUGUCACCCGGGCGUGUAGUAGUUGCCAGAAGCGCAAAACCAAAUGUGAUGGAUUAAAGCCUCAGUGUUCUGUCUGUGUGCUUUACAAACGGGAUUGCACCUAUUCACAACAGAUUGACAAGCGGAGAAUGGCAUCAAAAGGGAAAAUUUCGACAUUAGUAGCCUAUGUACAAGAUCUUGAGUCUUUGCUGCGACGUCAUAAUCUUGAAUUUCCACCCGGCCGGCCGGCGAACUUCUUACCUCCUUUGCCUACGUCUUCUCCUUCUGCGGUCGAUGCUGAACCAGAUACAAGCGAGCCACUUCAUGGCGUGGCUGAUGACACGGCAUCCAUAAUCAAACAAUCCAUCUUUACUGUGUCAAACGACAGUCCGGAGGAUACCCAAGAGCACUUGUCUAUCUCCGAAGAACCAUCAAACCAUGACAAUCAUUUAUCCGACCGCAUGGGAUCAUUACAGAUUGCAGAAGAUGGGCAGCUGAGACUUUUUGGGCCCACUUCAAAUCUUCAUAUAUCACAUGUUGGUCCCUUUCCACUUUUCAACUCAAAUAUUCGCUUGAUUCACUGGAAUGAGGCUCUCAUCCUUACAGCAGCUGGGGUCAAUAGUCAUGUUGAUCAAGAACUGGAGGAUCAUCUGACAAAACUAUACUUCGCUUGGGAAAAUCCAAAUAUCCCGUUAGUCGAUGAGAGGGCAUAUUAUCAGGGAAAAACUUGCUAUCGAAACCUCAAUCAACCGAAUCAUCGAUAUUCUGAGGUUUUAAACAAUGCUAUAUGUGCUGUUGGGGCUACUUUAACUUCUCGCUAUUGUCCUGAUCUACCAGAAUCCCUUGUUGAUUUCUUUGCGACAAGGUCCAAGGCCCUCCUAGAGGUUGAGAUGGACUCACCGACUCUAAGUACCGUCCAGUCUCUAGGUAUCUUAAGUGGGGUCGAGGCGCUUCUCACCAGAGAUGCUCGUGGCUGGCUGUAUAGUGGAAUGGCGAUGCGGCUUGCAACAGACCUUGGCCUCCAUAUCGAUGCCGCCCCUUUUGCUGAACGUGGCUUGAUAGACCUUGAAGAAGCUCGCCUCCGCAGCUCUACAUUCUGGGGCACUUAUGCCCAUGAAAGGAUGUGGAGCUUAUAUGUUGGACGCCCCGAAUCCAUUGACCACUUGGACAUUACUGUGCAACUUCCUUUCCGAUGCGGUUCUCAGCCUGACAUGAACGAUAUUUGGCGCCCAUACAUUGACGAAAACCAACAAGCCAACAAUUGGGAAUCUCCAUCGUUACUUCAUGAAGUGGCUCACGGAACGGUCACAAUUUGCACCAAAAUGGCCUCAAUACGCAAAGUUCUGCAAGUCAAAAGACACGCUAAUUUUUACAGUAUCCCUCGAGGAACCAAGCCUGACAUGAAGAAGCUAUAUGCUUUUGCAGCCAAAGCCAGAGACGAGCUUGAUCUCUGGCUGUCUGGAUUAUCAGAAAAUCUCUCUGUGGAUAUGAUAAAUAUCGGUCGCAUUCACCUUCCCCACGUGCUACAGCUACAUAUGCAAUUCCAUGCUGUUCGAAUUAUUGUAGAUCAGCCCUUCGCCUUCCAGCAACCUGGUCCAGGAGGUUUGACCGAGGAAAACAUAACCCACAGCAGGGAAUGCUGCCAUGAUGCCGCUCUUUCUAUCACCAAGCUUCUUCAGGCUAUUCGUCGCCACUUCACGCUCCGCCGAGUCAAUAUCCAGACCGUUCAUCUCAUAUUUACGGCAAUGCUGGUGCAUACUCAAAGCGCCUUCCUAUCCCCCGACUUCCAAAUCCGUGACACAGCACGAAGGCAGCUCGAAAUCUGCUCGCAGGCCCUAGGCGAGAUUGGCCAAGCUUACAAAAAUGCACUUCGAGCCUUGGAAGUGAUCACGUCUAUUAAAUCCGAACUCCUUCGCCAGGAAAAAAGGGAAUUUAUGAGUGGUCUUGGUGUUGUUGGUCAGUCGAGUUCUAUAAGCUCGAUGAUUGCGCUGGGGCAGAUUCCAUCGGGCUUGUUUGGUGUUGAACCCGGGGUACAGCAAUCAUGGAUGGAUAAUUUUAUGAACGAUUCGUUGUUCAAUCGUGAUGGGAGUGCGGCGGACAUUGACUUGGACCAGUGUGCUUCUAUGGGUGACCAAAUUUCUCUUUCCGGCCACUCUUCGUGGGCAUCAUGCGUUGAUUCCUCCGCUCCAUUGUCCCGUCAAUGA
This is a messenger RNA of Penicillium vulpinum, 2244 nucleotides long. RefSeq lists its product as uncharacterized. The record is from RefSeq and is a predicted model, not a curated record. Gene Ontology annotation, biological process: regulation of DNA-templated transcription; DNA-templated transcription. Gene Ontology annotation, molecular function: zinc ion binding; DNA-binding transcription factor activity, RNA polymerase II-specific; DNA binding. The transcript is spliced from 6 exons. Bases 1 to 2244 code for a protein of 747 amino acids. NCBI's taxonomy places the organism in Eukaryota, Fungi, Ascomycota, Eurotiomycetes, Eurotiales, Aspergillaceae.